AUGUUGUCUACUCAAGCGAACUUGAUGGAACUUAUGGAAGCUCAGCUCGAUCAGAUGGCAAAUAAUGCUGCUAAUGACAUCAUUCCGAAGAUGCGUGCUGAAAGCGACCGCAAACUCCGAUCGGUGCGCCCUGAUCUACCAAACAACUUGCAAGAAAGUUCAUUGGAGGUGUUCCAACCUCUUAAAAAAGUGUAAAAAAAGGUACUUCGUGUAAAUGCAGGCGCCCAAAAUCUUAUAAACGUAUUCACUCAAGGCGAGAAUGGUACAUUAUCAUCUAAAGAAGAAAACGAGACAUUCAAGUCUUUUCCAGACUUGUUUGCCACUUGGACGGCUCAUUUUACAGCCUCUUCGCUAGAUAAUGCGGAGUGCAUGACGUACAAGUGCAUUGCUGAUUACC
Molecule: messenger RNA, 397 nt
Organism: Sphaeroforma arctica JP610
Lineage: Eukaryota; Ichthyosporea; Ichthyophonida
Exons: 1
Coding region: 1-195 (64 amino acids)
Source: RefSeq, a predicted model, not a curated record